AGGACCCCUAGAAGAAUCCCCAUGGAUAUCAGAAGAGAGGACCAUAAUGGAACUACCUGUUCAGAUAUUUCCAGCAGCAGAAGUCUUUCUAAAGGACAGGACAACAACAGAAAUAUACUAAGCAAGAUUAUGAAGAAAUCUUUUAAUAAGACAACCAAGGAUUCCAGCUCUCCAAACUCAAGCAAUCUCUCAGAACCCUAUAUGUCUACAAAGGGGAUAGUAAACAUAAACACAAAACCUUUCUCAUGUUCUGAAUGCGGAAAAUGUUUUCGCUGGCAGUCACACAUUGUUAUACAUCAGAGAACUCACACAGGAGAGAAACCUUUCUCAUGUGCUGAAUGUGGGAAAUGUUUUAGCACGCACUCAGGUCUUGCUCAUCAUCAGAGAACUCACACAGGAGAGAAACCUUUCUCAUGUGCUGAAUGUGGGAAAUGUUUUAGCGCGCACUCAGGCCUUGCUCAUCAUCAGAGAACUCACACAGGAGAGAAACCUUUCUCAUGUGCUGAAUGUGGGAAAUGUUUUAACUGGCAUGCUCACCUUGUUUUUCACCAGAGAACUCACACAGGAGAGAAACCUUUCUCAUGUUCUGAAUGUGGGAAAUGUUUUAGCCAUAACUCAGCUCUAGUUAAUCAUCAGAUAACUCACACAGGAGAGAAACCUUUCUCAUGUGCUGAAUGUGGGAAAUGUUUUAACAGGCAUGCUUCCCUUGUUUUACACCAGAGAACACACACAGGAGAGAAACCUUUCUCAUGUUCUGAAUGUGGAAAAUGUUUUAGCCAUAACUCAGCUCUAGUUAAGCAUCAGAGAACUCACACAGGAGAGAAACCUUUCUCAUGUUCUGAAUGUGGGAAAUGUUUUAGCUAUAACUCAGCUCUAGUUAAGCAUCAGAGAACUCACACAGGAGAGAAACCUUUCUCAUGUGCUGAAUGUGGGAAAUGUUUUAGCGCGCACUCAGAUCUUGUUCAACAUCAGAGAACUCACACAGGAGAGAAACCUUUCUCAUGUGCUGAAUGUGGGAAAUGUUUUAGCUGGCAUGCUCAGCUUGUUUCUCACCAGAGAACUCACACAGGAGAAAAAUCUUUCUCAUGUUCUGAAUGUGGGAAAUGUUUUAGCUAUAACUCAGCUCUAGUUAAUCAUCAGAGAACUCACACAGGAGAGAAACCUUUCUCAUGUGCUGAAUGUGGGAAAUGUUUUAACAGGCAUGCUUCCCUUGUUUUACACCAGAGAACACACACAGGAGAGAAACCUUUCUCAUGUUCUGAAUGUGGAAAAUGUUUUAACAGGCAUGCUCACCUUGUUUUACACAAGAGAACUCACACAGGAGAAAAACCUUUCUCAUGUUCUGAAUGUGGGAAAUGUUUUAUCCAUAACUCAGCUCUAGUUAAUCAUCAGAGAACUCACACAGGAGAGAAACCUUUCUCAUGUGCUGAAUGUGGGAAAUGUUUUAACAGGCAUGCUUCCCUUGUUUUACACCAGAGAACACACACAGGAGAGAAACCUUUCUCAUGUUCUGAAUGUGGAAAAUGUUUUAGCCAUAACUCAGAUCUAGUUAGACAUCAGAGAACUCACACAGGAGAGAAACCUUUCUCAUGUUCUGAAUGUGGGAAAUGUUUUAGCUAUAACUCAGCUCUAGUUAAGCAUCAGAGAACUCACACAGGAGAGAAACCUUUCUCAUGUUCUGAAUGUGAGAAAUCUUUUACCUGGCAAUCAAAUCUUGUUUCACAUCAGAGAACUCACACAGGAGAGAAACCUUUCUCAUGUUCUGAAUGUGGAAAAUGUUUUCGUGGGCACGCACAUCUUGUUAAACAUCAGAGAACCCACACAGGAGAGAAACCUUUCUCAUGUUCUGAAUGUGGGAGAUGGUUUAGACAUAACACAACUCUAGUUAAACACCAGAGAACUCACACAGGAGAGAAACCUUUCUCAUGUUCUGAAUGUGGGAAAAGUUUUAGCGGGCACUCAAAUCUUGUUACACAUCAGAGAACCCACACAGGAUAG
Molecule: messenger RNA, 1998 nt
Organism: Pelobates fuscus (common spadefoot toad)
Lineage: Eukaryota; Metazoa; Chordata; Amphibia; Anura; Pelobatidae
Product: oocyte zinc finger protein XlCOF7.1-like
Exons: 2
Coding region: 22-1998 (658 amino acids)
Source: RefSeq, a predicted model, not a curated record